Molecule: messenger RNA, 891 nt
Organism: Rotaria sp. Silwood1
Lineage: Eukaryota; Metazoa; Rotifera; Eurotatoria; Philodinida; Philodinidae
Source: the annotation of a GenBank genome assembly
AUGUUUACUAUUGCUAAUAUAUUUUUUCUUAUCGUCAUAUCCUUAUGUUAUGGUGUACCAACAAUUGAUCGACAAUGUCCACCAGAUACAAACGAUUUUAAGACUAAAGUAGAAAAAUCAUCAAUUGUUGUCUAUGGAAAAGUAAUGGCUAAAAUGUUAGAUGAAGAAAGUGAUUCAACAUUUCAUGUCUUCUUUCAAGUUGAUUGCAUUUUAAAAGGAUCAACAACAUUACGACAAAUUAAUAUAACAAAGGCUGGUCAUGUAGAAGGUAAACAAUAUUGUCAAGAAUUUCCUGUUGGUCGUGGUUAUUCAAUAGCUUUUCUUGAACCAAUAUUAUCAAAUACAACUAAUUAUUAUACAUUUACACCAGCUGAUUUUGUUGAAAUUCUUGUUGAAGAAAAUUCAACAAAUCUAUUAUUAGCACGUACAUGUAAUCUUCAUCAAAUAGUACCUCGUCAAUCAUCAGCAUUAGCUAUUGAAGUAUGUCCAGCUGUAAGCACUGAUCCAAUAUGUCAUGAAACUUUUGAUGUAACAACAACAAUAAUGACAACUGAUAGUCUUAUGGAUAUAACAAGUAAUAUUUUAUUCGAUGUAACAACAAAUACUGUUUUAUCUGAUACAACAACAACAACAACAAACAAUCUUCUAGUUGAUACAACAACAAAUAAUGUGUUAUCCGAUAUAACAACAAAUAUAUCAAACGAAAUUUUAUCGAUUUCAAAUGAUAAUGAAUUUUUACCACAGGCAAUUAAUCCGACACAACAAGAAAUAAAUGCUAUUGAAACUAAAUCUCAUAUAAAUCAAGUUGAUGUUGAUCUACACAAUAGUGCUAAAUCAAUAACAUAUAGUAUAUUUAUGAUGAUGAUAGCUAUUGUCUUUUGUUCUAAUUAA